This is a messenger RNA of Vigna unguiculata (cowpea), 3256 nucleotides long. RefSeq names its product Nucleotide-diphospho-sugar transferases superfamily protein. NCBI's taxonomy places the organism in Eukaryota, Viridiplantae, Streptophyta, Magnoliopsida, Fabales, Fabaceae. Gene Ontology annotation, molecular function: glycosyltransferase activity. Gene Ontology annotation, cellular component: membrane. The record is from RefSeq and is a predicted model, not a curated record.
ACUCAAACAAAGUUGCAAAACAUAACACUCGUGGAUAUUUAACCGAAAAUCCCAAACUUCCACUUCAAUUCCACUCACGUGAGUCAACCUCAACCCACUUAAACAAAACGCCAAUCACGAAACUCACACAUUGCCGCAAAAAAUGGCUUCUCCGGCAGCUACGGCCAUCCUCCUCGCCGCCAUGUUCGGCAUGUUUUCGAUCACGAAAUCCACAGUCUCACACGAAUGCGCGGCAGCACGGAAUCAGAACCAGCAGGCUCUCCGUCGCGACAAAGUCACCGUUCUGAUGAACGGCUUCUCGGAGUCGCGCAUCCCCCUCCUCCAUUCCCUGGCCGUGGCAUACUCCCUCUCACCCAUUGUCUCCUCCGUGCUUGUCCUCUGGGGAAAUCCCUCCACAGCGUCAACUGUUCUCAACCAACUUGCCCGCAACCUCUCCCUCUCCCCUUCCUCCACGCCCAUCUCGCUUCUCCUCCAAGCCUCCGCCAGCCUCAACAACCGCUUUCUCCCCCGUCCUAGCCACAUCUCCACCGACGCCGUUUUGAUCUGCGACGACGACGUCGAGGUGGACUCAAAGUCGUUGGAAUUCGCGUUUCGCGUGUGGGAGAAAAACCCUAACAGGCUAGUGGGACUCUUCGCGCGGUCCCAUGACAUCGAUCUGAACCGAAGGGAGUGGGUCUACACGGUCCACCCGGACCGGUUCUCCAUCGUCCUCACAAAGUUCAUGCUUCUGAGAGCCCAUUACCUGUUCCUGUACACGUGCGUGGGUGGGGCCGGUAUGGCGCGCGCGCGGGGGAUCGUGGACGCGGUGCGGAACUGUGAGGAUGUGUUGAUGAACUUGGUGGUGGCGGAGGAGGAACAGGUGGGUCCAUUGUUGGUGGGGGCGAAGAGAGUGAGGGAUUACGGGGACGCGAGGAACGAGGGGGAGGAAGAGGUGAGGGUGGGGUUGAGUAGUAGGAAAGGGGAGCAUAGGAAGAGAAGAGGAUGGUGCAUUGGGGAGUUUCACAGGGUCUUGGGGAGAAUGCCUUUGAGGUAUAGCUAUGGCAAGGUCGUUGAUGAUGUUGGGGAACAGGGCUUGUGUUAUAAAGGUGGCAAGAUUGUCUUCUGUGAUCAAUCAUGAAACAGGAUUUUUUCGCUUCAUUCUCUUUGAUUCUAAAUCUACUGUAUUUGGUUUUACACUUCUCAAGAUUUUCUUUGGUUGAAUUCCAAGCUCGUGAAGGAGGGGUUCUUUUUCUUUAAAGUUGGAGGAGACAUUAACUCCAGCGUAGGUGGACAUGGCAUGAGAUUCAAUUCCAAAGACAUGAAGGGGAUGGUGAAGUUUGAGUGCAAUGAUGUUUUGCUGUUUGGGGUUGGGGGCUGUCCUUAGGGGUUGCCGACAGGUGAGAAAGCUUCUAAUGGAACUUUGAACUCUUUAUUCACCAUGAUAUCGAUCUGGUUGAAGGAAGAAAGUUUCAAGGUGGAGUUAAGGGAUCUUGUGAAGGUUCAAUUGACAUGUUUCGGAGUUUCAUGUUGUUUGUGAUGAGUGAAAGUUUUUAAGAGAAAGGAGGGAAAAAUUUUAAGAUUACGGGGGUUUUAUGUGAGCAGAUUCACUACUAUAUUGUUGGCCUGUAUACAUAAACUAGUAAAUGGAGAGCAGACGCCCUUCAAGAUUUGCGAAUAUUUCCACGCAACUUUCAUUAGAUGUGCCAUUGUUGUUGGCAUUGCUGUACUUAUUACUGGUUUGGAGCACCUAGGAGACAGAUAUGAUGUGGAAAAUUCCAUGGACACAGCUGGGCUUUGGCAAUUUGGCUUCAUAAGUGUUGCAUUGGUUGUUAUUUAUUUGGAUUACCGUGAAAAGCAGCGAAUUAGGCGGAAGAUAUUUGAAAGAAGCAAUUGGGUGCUUCGUAAUCUUGAGGAAGAUGAUUCACUCGAUCUCUUGAACAACUAAAGAUAAAGAGUUACUACCUUCUGUGAGAAUGUAAUUUCACUUAGAUCGUUAGAACAAAUAAAAUUGCAUUCCUUAAGUUCUGAGAGAAAGUUGCCAUUCUAGCCCGAUUUUCGCAAAUUUUUUGUUUAAUGUGAGCUCACAUUCCUCUUUGUUAGUUAUGAAGCGUUUUCGGAGGUGAAAAGAAAAGGGAGUCAAUUACUUUUCAAUAUUUUUUUAACAUAUGUUGCCUUCUAAAGUCUAGGAAGAGUACCUUUCCUGCAGCAUGUAUUUCCUAUACUGAUACAUCUUCAACUGUUUAGGUUAUAUUGAUUCUUAACUCCAGCGGCUACACUAUUUCUUUUACUACUUCGUCUCAAAGUAGAAGAAAUCAGGGGUACGAUUGCAUACAAUGACCCUCCAUCAGGCCUUUACAUUGUGCGAUACCUUCGAAGGUACGUGAUACAGUAGUUGAUUUAUCUAUUAUAAUAAUCUCAAUGUAAUCUUUUAACACUUGAGAUUUUUUAACAGAUUUCUUCAAAUUGGUCAUACUCAUUUAUCAGAUAUUAUAUUCUUCAAUUUUUAUCUCUGGUUCCGGAAUUUUAUUUUUUUUCAAAUCUGAUAUAUAACUGCGGUAUGAACACCUGCUUCCUACGUGUUUUUGAGGCAGAGAGGUUGAGUGCAAAUAGUGGGGCAAAGUUGAGCAAUUUAUUUAUCAGCCAUCUAGGUAAAAAUAUGUAUACUUCUACCAAUUCAUCUAUAAUUCCAUUAUUUAAAGGUGAUAAGUUGAUAACUACACGUUUGGCCAAGAACAUGAGACUAUAAAACCACACAUUUUAUAGUUUGAAACAAGCAGAAUUGACUCUUAAUUCGACUUGGAUUCAGGAGUGAAGAUGAAACUACUUUGCAUUGAUGUUAACAAUUUUUGAAAUGUUGUAUUUAUAGUCAUGAAUUGUUAAACUAAAUGGCUAUGUUGACAGUGAAUGGAAAACAAGUAUUUAACAAAGAGUGAGAUUAGGAAGAGGGUGUUGCCAAUCUUGCUCUGUGAUAGAACUCUGUUGCUGAUGGUGCCUUCUUCUAAUAUACUGUCACCAAUGCAUUAAAAGACCUAUUAACGUUAAAGUAAUCUUCCAUUUCGUUUUCCUCAUCAAUAUAUAAACAUACCUUCUCUAAUACAUGUAUGUUUCGGUUUUCCUUCCUCUUCAUUUUCUCUCUCUUUUUUUUUUUUACAUGGUAUCUAAAAUCAAAUUUUGUAACCAUGGCUUCUCCAUCAUUUGUUGCAAUAAAUUAAAAAAAAAAUCUUGCUGUCUCUUCCUUUGUUGCUCAUAGUUUCAACAUUCAUACCACUCUCAAACU